Vicia villosa (hairy vetch) is the source of this 1006-nucleotide messenger RNA. RefSeq lists its product as uncharacterized. The record is from RefSeq and is a predicted model, not a curated record. The transcript has a single exon. Bases 62 to 715 code for a protein of 217 amino acids. NCBI's taxonomy places the organism in Eukaryota, Viridiplantae, Streptophyta, Magnoliopsida, Fabales, Fabaceae. Gene Ontology annotation, molecular function: enzyme inhibitor activity.
ACACUUUUCUAUUUGUCUCUAAUCAUCAACAAUCAACACAUUGUCCUAGAGAAGAGACAAUAUGGGUUUCACAAGUAAAACAAUUUCCUUCACCUUAGCCCUAACCCUAACCCUAGCCUCAUUCCUCUUUGUUGGAAAUGCCGAACCCUCAGAGGAUAUCCACGUUGUAAACCACAAUCUCCGAUCCGAUCUCACGGCGUUAUGCCAAAAAACUACCAAUCCUAAACUUUGUCUAGAUACAAUUCAACCACACUUACUCAAGGGUGUAAUUACUCCCAUUAAAGCUCUCGAUGCUGAAGUCGACGCGACUCAUGAUCAAACCGUAAAAACUAUGGAUGUCAUUGGUACAUCACUUGCCAAACAUAGUGUUUCCAAAUCAUUGAAGGAUUCUCUUGCUAUAUGCAAGGAACAAUACCAAGGCAUUUUGGAUACUAUCAAAGAAACCAAACAAGCGAUUGCUAAUAAUGAUCUUAGUACCGCGAAAUUGAAAUUCAGUUCUGUCUUGUCAUACCAAGGAUCUUGCAAAGAUGCAUUUGAAGGGAUGGAGAAGGAAUUCUCCUUUUCUCAUGACUCUGAUGCUGUGUUUCAGUUGGGAGGAAACUGUUUAGACAUCAUUGCUGAUAUGGAAAAAGCUAUGCCUAAGCCUGAAGUACCAACCGAACCAGCUCCUUCUACAGCUACAACAUUUAGCAACGUAAUUGGAACCAUAAGUUAAAGUGGUUGUGGAUACAAUAUCCAACUUUUUUCGAUGGUAGAAAAUUUUAAAAAUUUAGUUUUAUUAUUUGUAAGUGAAUAGAUGAAGUGGUAAUAACCACUAAAACUUACACACAUUAUUCUGAGGUUUGAGUUCAAACCCGAGUAAUAUAAUAGUAUCUAAGUAUUAAUAUCAACUUUUGUCUAUUGAGUUAUGAUUUGUGGACUUAAAUGAGCCAGCUUUAUUGGUACAUAAUACAAGUUCCACUAAAUGUAAUAUUAUUUUAUAUUUCACAUAUUCAUGAUUUUAUAA